Molecule: messenger RNA, 852 nt
Organism: Lathyrus oleraceus (garden pea)
Lineage: Eukaryota; Viridiplantae; Streptophyta; Magnoliopsida; Fabales; Fabaceae
Product: thioredoxin X, chloroplastic
Exons: 2
Coding region: 116-661 (181 amino acids)
Cellular component (GO): cytoplasm
Molecular function (GO): protein-disulfide reductase activity
Source: RefSeq, a predicted model, not a curated record
AUACUAUCUGGGAAAUUUAUAGGUCCUCGUAUUAGAAAAUCAUUAUUCUCUUCAUUAUCUAUCAUUUCCUACUUGGAUUGGUUCGGCUUCAUUGAAACCCAACCAAACUAUUACAAUGGACACUAUCACCUCCACUUCAGCAUCACUUUCACUCUCUCUCCCUGCGGUUCCGGUUCGUACAGUUUCUUCUUCCAUCUCCGUAACCUCAUCUCUUCUCUUCCCACGCUCUCACUUAUUCUCCUCCAGGCAUAGACUCUACUCUGGAAAAAGAAGUUUCUCGAAUUCUCCCUCUGCGGUUCCCAAGUUUACAGUGAGUUGCGGUAUCACGGAAAUCGAUGAGAGUCAGUUUGAGGAUACCGUAUUGAAAUCUGAGCGUCCGGUUCUUGUUGAAUUCGUCGCUACUUGGUGCGGUCCUUGCCGUUUGAUCACUCCCGCUAUGGAAGCCCUAGCUAAGGAAUAUGAAGACAGAUUAACAGUUGUUAAGAUUGAUCAUGAUGCUAACCCUCAGCUAAUUAAAGAGUAUAAAGUUUAUGGAUUACCAACUCUGAUACUCUUCAGGAACGGGCAGGAAGUCCCGCAAAGCAGGAAGGAAGGUGCGAUUACAAAGGCAAAACUUAAAGAUCAUGUCGAUGUUUUAUUAGAAUCAAUAUCAGUUACAUAGUCAUUCUAUAUGUGAUUCCAAAUUGUGACAUUUUUUUGGAAAAUUAGUAACAUGGAAGCAGACCUGUUUCUAUUCCAUAUAUGGUAUGAUGGUUUAAUAGGCUUUUACAUUUCCAAUCUGUUGUACAAUCUGUAUCAUUUCUGAAGCUGCAAAUACAGCAUAUAUUAAUGGUAAAGAAAGGUUCUGCUGAA